CAGGAAGAUACAAUGGAGAAGCUUGGUGAGAUUGUCGAAAAAUACCCUUGUGCCUUCCCUUGCUGGGUGGGGCCCUUCCAGGCAUUUUUCUUUAUCUAUGACCCAGACUAUGCAAAGACACUUCUUAGCAGAACAGAUCCCAAGUCGCAGUACCUGUACAAUUUCAUGACUCCAUGUCUAGGGAAAGGACUCCUCAAUCUAAAUGGGCCCAAGUGGUUCCAGCACCGCCACCUACUAAAUACUGGAUUCCACUGUGAUAUCCUGAAAACUCAUGUUGAGGCAAUGGUCCAUUCUGUGAACACAAUGCUGGAUAAGUGGGAGAAGAUUUGCAGUGCUCAGGAGACAACCGUGGAGGUCUUUGAGCACAUCAAUUUGAUGACCCUGGACACAAUCAUGAAAUGUGCUUUCAGCCAGGAGACCAACUGCCAGAUAAACAGCACCCAUGAUCCUUACAUAAAAGCAACGUUUGAACUCAGCAAAAUCGUAUUUUAUCGCUUGUAUAAUUUCUGGCAUCAUCAUGACAUAAUUUUCAAAUUCAGCCCUCAGGGCCACCACUUCCAGGAGUUAAGCAAAGUUCUGCAUCAAUAUACAGAAAAGAUAAUUCAGGAUAGAACAAAAUGCUUCAAGACUGGAACGAAGCAGGAUAACACUCAGAAGAAGUAUCAAGAUAUUCUGGACAUUGUCCUUUCUGCCCAGGCUGGAAAUGAGGACAGCUUCUCAGAUGCUGAUGUGCGGUCCGAAGUGAACACGUUUAUGUUGGCAGGUCAUGAUGCCUCAGCAGCCGGCCUCUCUUGGCUCCUCUAUUGCCUGGCUCUGAACCCUGAGCACCAGGAGAAAUGCCGGGAAGAGGUCAGAAGCAUCCUAGGAGAUGGAUCUUCCAUCACCUGGGACCAGCUGAGUGAGACGCCGUACACCACAAUGUGCAUCAAGGAGAUGUUCCGAUUGAUUCCCCCAGUCCCAUCCAUUUCCAGAGAGCUCAGCAAGCCCCUUACCUUCCCAGAUGGACGCUCGUUGCCUGCAGGAAUGACUGUGGUUCUCAGUAUUUGGGGUCUUCACCAUAACCCUGCUGUCUGGAAAAGCCCAAAGGUCUUUGACCCCUUGAGAUUCACUAAGGAGAAUUCUGAUCAAAGACACCCCUAUGCCUUCUUACCAUUCUCAGCAGGACCAAGGAACUGCAUUGGGCAGCACUUUGCCAUGCUCGAGUUGAAGGUGGCCAUUGCCUUGAUUCUGCUCCGUUUCAAGGUGACCCCAGACCUCACCAGGCCUCUCUCCUUCUCCAACCACAUCAUCCUCAAACCCAAGCAUGGAAUCCAUUUGCACUUGAAGAAACUCCUGGAAUGCUAG
This is a messenger RNA of Castor canadensis (American beaver), 1344 nucleotides long. Lineage: Eukaryota; Metazoa; Chordata; Mammalia; Rodentia; Castoridae. The record is from RefSeq and is a predicted model, not a curated record.